Molecule: messenger RNA, 1697 nt
Organism: Trichomycterus rosablanca
Lineage: Eukaryota; Metazoa; Chordata; Actinopteri; Siluriformes; Trichomycteridae
Gene: ada2b
Product: adenosine deaminase 2b
Exons: 10
Coding region: 20-1603 (527 amino acids)
Biological process (GO): inosine biosynthetic process; adenosine catabolic process
Molecular function (GO): adenosine deaminase activity
Source: RefSeq, a predicted model, not a curated record
GUGUGAUGGUCCAUCCUAGAUGCUUCCGAGCCCCGAGAUGUCGACGCCGCUUCUGGACAUGAUAAGACAGACAAUGAAGAUUUUGUACAAUAUAUCAUGGAGUACAACAGCUCUGAUGACUGUGCUAAUAAUAGGCUCUGUGAAAAAGAUCAAAAGUAUUCCAGACCCUCGACAGAGAGAGAGGAUGCUGCAGCUAGAGGCCUCAGAGAGAGUCGGAGGCAGAGUGGAACUCACUGCAGCAGAGAGGAGGCUUGAUUCAUUAUUGCUUAAGCUUAAAGAACAGGAGAUGCAAGCUCAACAUUUUCUGCCUGCUAUGCACUUUUUUAGAGCAAAACCUUAUAUUGAAAAAAGUAAUGUGUUUAAACUGCUAAAGAAAAUGCCAAAAGGUGGCAUCUUACACAUACACAGCUCUGCUAUGGUAAGCGUGGAUUGGCUUGUAAUGAAUGUGACUUACAGGCCUCAUUGCUACAUCUGUUUCACGUGGACGGGUGAGGUGCGGUUCUUAUUCUCUGCCCGACGACCCUUUCCACAGUGGGGUUGCUUUUCAUGGAAACUGCUGGGGGAUCUGAGAGCCACUAUCAGUGAUGUAGCUGCCUUUGACAAGAGUUUAAUGCAGAACCUCACACUGUGUACUGAGGACCCAGAAGCGGCAUAUCCUACCCAGGAUGUUGUGUGGGAACAGUUUGAGAAAAAGUUCCUUUCAAUUUCAGGACUGAUUACCUAUGCAUCUGUUUUUAAAGAUUACUUCUACCAAGGCCUUCAGGAACUCUAUAAUGACAAUAUUUUGUAUCUGGAGCUGAGAACCGGCCUCUCUCAGACAUAUGAGCUUGAUGGCACCGUUAAUGACAAAAAAUGGUCCCUCCAGACUUACAAAAACAUAACUGAGCAGUUCAUUUUGAGAAAUCCUGAUUUCAUUGGGAUUCGGAUUAUCGUAACUGUUCACAGGGCACUUAGUUUGUCUAAAGUUAAAGAAGCAGUAAAAAAUACCAUAGAGAUGCAGAAACAUUAUCCAGACCUCGUUGUUGGCUUUGACCUGGUGGGAAAAGAGGAUAGUGGAAAUUCUAUAUGGUAUUUUCGGGAGGCUCUGUCAGUCACCACAGAGGUUAAAGCCAACAUUUCCUACAUAUUCCAUGCCGGUGAGACUGACUUAGAUGGCACAGAUGUCGACAGGAACAUUUUGGAUGCUCUGUUGUUUAACACUACGCGCAUUGGACAUGGAUUUGCUAUGGCACAUCAUCCACUGGCAAAAGAGCUUUCCAGAAAGAGGGGAGUACCUGUGGAAGUGUGUCCUAUAUCCAACCAGGUUUUAAAAUUGGUUUCAGAUCUGCGAAAUCAUCCUGCUGCAGUCUUAAUGUCAGAAGGGCAUCCAAUGGUGGUGAGCUCUGAUGAUCCAACCUUGUUUGGAACUAAUGGACUCAGUUAUGAUUUCUAUGAAGUCUUUGUAGGAAUUGGAGGUCUAAGUGCCAGUGUGGGCACACUUAAGGAGCUGGCAAUAAAUUCAAUCAGGUACAGUUCUUUGACACCCUCACUAAAGGAAAAGGCCUUGGUUAUAUGGCAACAAAAGUGGGACAAAUUCAUAUCAGAAAAUUCUCCAGGAAUUUGAAGAAAAGACAACAGAUAACAGGAUAUAAUUCUAUUACAUGACUCUAGAGGAAUUCUUAACCACUUUGCAAAACCUUUUAAUUCAAAUAUACUGA